Messenger RNA from Protopterus annectens (West African lungfish), 5126 nucleotides. It is a transcript of the gene TMX3, whose product is annotated as thioredoxin related transmembrane protein 3. NCBI's taxonomy places the organism in Eukaryota, Metazoa, Chordata, Ceratodontiformes, Protopteridae. Bases 5 to 1444 code for a protein of 479 amino acids. The transcript has 16 exons. Gene Ontology annotation, molecular function: protein disulfide isomerase activity. Gene Ontology annotation, biological process: peptidyl-cysteine oxidation. Gene Ontology annotation, cellular component: endoplasmic reticulum. The record is from RefSeq and is a predicted model, not a curated record.
GCAUAUGACCUUACUUUCCUGUCAAUGUGCCUACUUCCUUUGUGGUAUUUCCUCUUUUGUAAACAUGGCAGAAUCAGCAUCAGGUUGGAGAGGGCUACUCAUUGCAGCUGUCUUAUGUUCUGCUGCACCGGGGUCUGCUUUUGUACAAGAUUUGGAUGACUCGUUUAAAGAAAAUAGAAAAGAUGAUGUGUGGUUAGUAGAUUUUUAUGCACCUUGGUGUGGGCACUGCAAGAAGUUAGAGCCUGUAUGGAAUGAAGUUGGUGCAGAGAUGCGCAGUUCUGGAUCUCCAGUGAGAGUGGGCAAGAUGGAUGCUACAUCAUAUUCCAGUAUUGCAUCUGAAUUUGGAGUUCGAGGUUAUCCAACAAUAAAGCUAUUAAAAGGAGAUAUGGCAUAUAAUUAUAGAGGACCUAGAACAAAGGAAGACAUUAUUGAGUUUGCCAACAGAGUGGCUGGCCCUGUUGUCCGACCUCUUCCCAGUCCACAAAUGUUUGAACAUAUUCAGAAAAGGCAUCCAGUGUUGUUUGUUUAUAUUGGAGGAGAAUCUCCCUUAAAGGAAAAGUAUAUUGAAGUUGCAUCAGAACUGAUAGUGUAUACGUACUUCUAUUCUGCUUCAGAAGAUGUCUUGCCUGAGUAUGUGAAAUUACAGGAAUUACCUGCAGUGCUUGUUUUCAAGGAUGGGACGUACUUUCCUUAUGAUGAAUAUGAAGAUGGUGACAUGUCUUCUUGGGUGAACAGAGAGAGAUUUAUGAGCUAUAUGCCAAUAGAUGGUUUUACGUUGUAUGAACUUGGAGAUACAGGUAAACUUGUGGCUGUUGCAGUAAUUGAUGAAAAGAGCACAUCAGAAGAGCAUACCCGGUUGAAGACAGUCAUGCAGGAUGUGGCUAAAGAACACCGUGAUCAAUUUCACAGAGAACUCCAGUUUGGCCAUAUGGAUGGCAGUGAUUACAUAAAUAGUUUAAUAAUGGGUGAAGUGGAUGUUCCCAGUGUCAUUGUGUUGAACACUUCAAACCAGCAGUACUUCAUACCAAAAGAGGACAUUGUGAGUGUUGAGGAUAUGGUCCGCUUCAUUAAUGAGGUCUUGGAAGGUUCAGCUGAAGCACGAGGUGGAGAUGGAAUUUUUCAAAGAAUAAGGAGAAUUGUGUAUGAUGCCACAUCCACAGUAGUUUCUGUUUUCAAGACCUCUCCACUUCUGGGAUGUUUUCUGUUCGGCUUGCCUCUAGGUGUCAUUAGUAUCAUGUGCUAUGGAAUCUGUACAGCAGACUCUGGAGAUGUUUCUGAGGAGACAGAUUCUGUCAGGAGGGAAACACAGGAUGGAGAGCUGUCAGAUGAAGGGAGUGAUGAGGACCAGGACAGCCCAGAAAAUAUGGAAAUCCUGGAAGGUUCACCAGAGCACAGAACAGAAGUGAAGGAUGAAAAGAGUCCAUUGGAGAAGAAGGAAGAUUGAGCACUGCUGGCUUUUAUUUCUUUAGGUUUUUCAAAGUAAAAAUGUGUAUUUAUUGAAUCCCUGAUAACCACGGCCUUUUCAGAAAAAAAAACCACUGAAGUGUAUUGGGUUCUUCUCAGAUUCUUUAGGGAUUCUGACAAUAAAAUGAAACUGAGAAGAAAAUAUUUUGUCAGAAAAUUAACAUACAUUUCUAGAACUGUUUCUUAUUGUGUUUUGAACAAGUUGUCACCUUUUCCAUUUUUCAGGAGAAUAUCCUUAAAGGUAUAAUGCAGAAAAUACAAUUGUAGUAAAUCCACAUGAUGUUGACGUUAAAUCAGAAUAUUAAGUUCUGUUAAGUUCUGUUUAGGGGGAAAGUAGAAAGUUUCAUUUUCAUUUUGUGUCUAUUUAAGUGUUUUUGUUUGCUAAAUGCUUCAUGUCUUGUUUUGCUCUUUUUGAGACUGUGAACACUUACAUAAUGAUCGUCAGGGAACACUGACUUUUCUGUUCUUUUUGCAUGGAGUCCCAGAACUCACCAGUAAAUAAGUGCGGCUUGUGGUGGUUGUUUAGUAAAUGACUGAGCACAGUACAGCAUAAUGCCCUUUUUGUUGUUAGAACAGCAGCGAAAACUUACUUGGUCCUAUAAUCUAGGGUCAUAUACAGCAUUGCUAACAAAGUGACCCAUUGCAUCUAGAUGACAAACCAUGUGUAGGGUUAUGUCGUUAAUCAUUAUUUUCUGUAAAAAUCCAGGAUGUUGAAAUGUGCUUAGCAAUUUAAAUUUAGCAAUGUGCAUGGUGCUUAACCCUGAAACCAAUAAUAUAUUAUCAGGUUUGAAAAUACAGUAAACACUGCACAUGCAAAGUCUGUCACGCAUUCUUUAAUAUGUUAUGGUAAAGAGCAAGAAAUAGCACUAGGGGUAGCUGCUGAAAAAUAACCGACAAGCUCAGGGUUGUCCGUUUCAGCUUUUGUGGGGUGAGAUAUAUAUAAAUAUAUUUAGAAGAACCACAAUAACCAGCUGACCAUUUCACAAAUGUUUUAUGUAUAAUAUAAAAAUUCAACUAUAAUCCACUUUUCACAUGUCUUUUGUGGCUUAUAAGAACCAGAGCAGUAGUGAACUAUUUAAAUAUUUUGUGAAACUUUUACCAUUGUUUUCUGUGUGUGGGCUUUACUCAGUUCAGGUAACAGGCAGUUGUAUACUAAUGAAACCAGCGCAUGAACCUUCAUUUAAAGAGAGCUGCAUUUUUCUUUCCUAUUAAAAUAAGAAUUGGUCCAAAUGUUGUGCACAGUUGUUUAAGAAAUCAUUAGAUGGAAGAGGAAAAAAGAAAUAAAACUAUUGCUGUUGCUGUUAAUCCAGCAUAUAUACACAGAAAGAGUCGGUGCUGAAUCUUAAGGUUAAAAAGCACUGUUUAUGGUCAGAGUGCAGUAAGUUAACUCUGAAAAGAUGUAGGUAGACAACGGCAAAAACUUUAGAAAAGCUGUGGGAAACAACUAUUACCUUCCUUUUCCUGUAGUAGCAUGUACAGUGCUGGUCUUAAAACUAGUUACUGAGAGGCACACCUUGCAAGUGUAGGACAUUGGUAUACCUAAUACCACGUUUUCUGAGCCACUCUGUAAGUGCCACUUUACUACAUUCCAUAAUAAUGUGUUAGCACUCUUGACUGUCCCUAUUACCCGCCUUACAGAACGUUGCCUGUGAUGUAGUGCCAAGCUGUCUUGCAUAUUUGUAGUAGUGCCUUACCCUGUUUUUUUUUCCUGAUCACCUGGCAGUAGUGUUGUUAACAGUGUAAUAUCAAACUCGCGUCUUGACAGCCCACCCUCUAACAAUUACCAACUUUAUGUAGUGCAUACUGCCUCAGCUUUUCCGAGUUGCACACUUGGCAGGUAGUUGUUUUUGUAUUAUAUUGUUCAGCCCCUAGCCUCUGGCUCACUUGUAAUGUGUUUUGCAUUUCACAAAGUUUGACUGCAGUUGCUCUGAUUCUUCAUCCAUCCUUCCACAGCCCCUUUUUUCCCAUUUCUGCACGUGGGGUCAGGGUGUCACCUCAGUAGUGACAGUCAUCUAGAGCCAAGGUUUACAUUGUCGGGUGACUUGCCCUGCCAUGGUAGUUUUCCACACCACACAGAUAUGGCCAAUUUAGAGUGUCCAGUCCACCCACUACAUGUCUUUGGAAUGUUGCAGGAAACCAGAGCACCCAGUGGAACCCCACACGAACACAAGGAAGACAUGCAGACUCCACACAGAAGGAACCCCAGCCGAGAAUCGAACUGGUGAACCUCUUGCUGUGAGGCAGCAACACUAUCUGCUGUGCCAGUUGCUUUAAUUCUUAGCUUGUUAUAAAACUCCCCUGGGUCCCAGAGUAGUACUGACCUCCCACGUAGUGGAAUCUUCACACACACUUUUUAUUUCUGUGGUGUCAUAACUUUUUCCUGAGAAAUGUUGCUGCAUAUGCGCAGUCCCUUAACCUGUUGGUCUGAGGUGAUUUUGCAGCAUUUGUCACAAUGUCCAUUGUUAUCAGGUAUGCCAUCAUCAGAUGUCAAACAGCACAGAUAUCCCCCCCUAUGUUUUCUCCAGCUGCAUAAUGGUAUAUUGAGUGCAGCAGUCCAUUUUGACUGGUGUGCCACACUCAGCAAAUUAAUUUGCUACCAAAUACUGUCCUUUAAGCCACCAGUCAGCUACAGUCUGAAAAGCACAUGUCUUGUGUGAUGAAAUUCUUCCUAAUGGCAAGUGGGGUAGUGAUUUGUCUUUGUUGGUGUGGAUCAGUGGAGCUUAUGCUGCUGGUAGGCAUUCAGACAUAAGUAAGAGCUGGGAAAACCAGGGGCUGACUCAAUUAUAAAGUAUUUUAAACAGCGAUUAGUAGCUCAGAGUAAAUGUUUUAAAAAGUAGAUGAGUACAAUUCAACUUGUUUUCCAUGUGUGUGUGUGCGUAUACAUGCAGAGACAUAAAUGUAUAUGUGUGUAUUUCUAAUGAAUGUAUACAUGCUCGUAUUUUAAUGCACGUGUGCAUGCUCACUUGUGUAUAUGUGUGUGGAAAAUAGGUGCUUGAAUUUGUAAGGAAGAAAUAUUUUAUAUUAGUACUAAUGACCUCAGGAACAGGACUGAGAAGGGAAUGAAUGUAUGACUAAAUGUAAAUUGGUGUGUCUUAUUUAUUUUUAAGUGAGGCUGUCCAGAAGACAUUUCCUCCAUCCAGUAGUAUUGAGCUGCAUCUGACUCCUAGAGUGACCCCCAUAAGCACCAUAGAACAGAAGUUGAUUGCCAUUGGUUUCUUCUGUGUUAUACACACACAAAAUUGAGUAAUCAUUCCACCCACCCUGCAUAUGUUUGGGAUAUGGAAGAAAACCAAAAUACUUGGAGAAAACUGACAUUAACAUUGGAAGGACAUGCACAUACCCAACAGAAGACACCCCAGCCAAGAAUUAAACCAGAGACCCCCUUGCUAGAAGGUGACAAUGCUACUUCCUGCAUCCCUGUGAUGCCCCAGGAAACAUUACUUCAGCUGAUGUUAAACAUUGGAGGCUUGAUGCAAGACCAGCACUAGUUGGUAAGGUGGAUGAAGAGAGAUGGCUCCCCCACCAACCACUACAAUUGUGUGAAUUGCCAAUUUUUCUGACCAAAAGUAGUGUAAUUCCCUGCAGAUGCCUUUACAGAAUGCAACAUUAGUGAGUAGGAUUUUUUUGUAAUCACAUGUCUGUGUAUAGCAGCAUGCCCCCCC